AUGGCUACACCCUUUGCCAAUCGUCUUCUGGCCACCCGGCCGAUCGUCUUUGGUUUCGUCAAAUUGCUUCUUCUUGCCUUCUCGCAUCUCCCUGUUGUCGCUGCCGUUCCUGCGCGCUAUACGAUCCGCUCCGAACUCGAUCCGAAGCCCCCAGGGGACCCGAGCCUAUGGUUGUAUCUCGGGGUUGCCGCCGCCCUCGUCCUGAGUGGCGGCGCAUUCGCCGGCCUCACCAUCGCUUUGAUGGGCCAGGAUGAGGUCUAUCUUCAAGUCAUCCAAACCUCCGGUGAAGCCUCCGAACGCAAAAACGCCGCCAGUGUCUUGAAACUCCUCAAACGGGGAAAGCAUUGGGUCCUGGUGACUCUCCUCCUCAGCAAUGUCAUUACCAACGAAACCCUCCCCAUCGUCCUCGAUCGCUCGCUAGGAGGAGGAUGGCCCGCGGUACUGGGCAGUACCGUCUUGAUUGUUAUCUUCGGUGAAAUUGUCCCCCAGUCUAUCUGCGUUCGCUACGGCCUCCCCAUUGGAGCUUGGAUGGCUCCCUGCGUCCUCACCCUCAUGUACAUCAUGUCCCCUGUCGCGUGGCCCAUUGCCAAGCUCCUCGAUAAGCUCCUCGGCGAAGACCACGGCACCAUCUACAAGAAGGCCGGACUCAAGACAUUAGUGACCCUGCACAAGACCCUCGGAGAGGCCGGGGAGCAGCUCAACUCUGAUGAAGUCACCAUCAUUAGCGCCGUCUUGGAUCUCAAGGAGAAGGCGGUUGGCAGUAUCAUGACUCCCAUGGAGGAUGUGUUCACCAUGUCCGCAGACCAGGUGCUGGAUGAGGAGACCAUGGAUAUGAUUCUUUCUCAGGGGUACUCGCGGAUCCCCAUCCAUGCGCCCGACAAUCCCCUCAACUUUGUCGGCAUGCUCUUGGUCAAGAUGUUAAUUACUUACGACCCGGAGGAUUGCAAGCGCGUCCGCGACUUCGCUCUGGCGACUUUGCCGGAGACUCGCCCAGAGACAAGCUGUCUGGACAUUGUCAAUUUCUUCCAAGAAGGCAAAUCCCACAUGGUCUUGGUCUCCGAGUACCCGAGUGAAGAUCGCGGUGCUCUUGGUGUUGUCACUCUGGAAGACGUGAUUGAGGAAUUGAUCGGCGAGGAAAUCAUUGACGAGUCCGAUGUUUUUGUUGACGUGCACAAGGCCAUCCGGCGCAUGACACCCGCCCCCCGGGCUCGCGUUCCGAAGGGCAAGAUUGUAGAGGAGCCCCCCAUGCUCCCGCCGCAAACUCAGGGAAAACUAGUUGACGUGGAUGGUGACACUGAUCACGCGUCGAGUGACCGCCGUCGGAGCUCGGUGGAAGCGCCCCUGCCCAGAUUCCAGAUCCGCAAGCAAAUGUCGGACAAGAAUUCCGACUCCGUUGAAGGCUGGUUUACCCAGCGUGGAGCGACAGACGAGAUUCGCGAACAUCUCAAGCACCUCGGACCAUCUAACCUAGCCAGCCGCCCCCGUCAGACACGCUACCAAAGCGUGAAGAUCAAACGAGCCAAUGCCGCCUCUCCCACCCGAUCUACCCAGACUGAUAUGGACUCCGGCCAGAGUACUUCUGAUUCCCAUCUCCUAUCUAGUAAUUCCACGGGCUUAACAGGGGGCAUCGGUGCGGGGCUGGUUCAUUCGGGCAUGGACGCUCGGGAUGGAGCCUACGCCUUGCGGAUGGGGUACGGCAGCACCGGCACACACAAGGUCACCGAUACCGGGAUACAGACCAAAGACCUUCCUACCCUGUCCAUCCCGGAGGCCGUCCAUGAAGAGCAGGAUGAGCACCCUGCCAUUCCGAGUGCUGCCGUCAGCGAAGAGUCGACCGAAUCCCCGGCCUUGAAUGUGGACCGUCCCAAAACUGGAAGCAGUUACCAACAUCAAGGUCCCGCGCGCAGCGGGAGUAUCACGGAACAAGUGAUAGAUGUCAAUGGAAUCCGAAAGGUCGUCCUCCACACCACGAGUACAAGCUCCUCAGAGAGCUCCUCCAAGCAUAAGUUCCCGGUCCGUCAAAAUGGGGAGGUGUUGGACCUGGAUGAUAAUACCAAGCCGAGCACAAACGGAGCGAAGAAACGACGUCGUCGCCGCAAGCGUGGGAACAACUCCAAGCCCGAUGAUCACGGCGACGAACAGUCCCCUCUACUGGGAGAUAGAUAA
Molecule: messenger RNA, 2166 nt
Organism: Aspergillus terreus NIH2624
Lineage: Eukaryota; Fungi; Ascomycota; Eurotiomycetes; Eurotiales; Aspergillaceae
Product: putative DUF21 and CBS domain protein (Mam3)
Exons: 4
Coding region: 1-2166 (721 amino acids)
Biological process (GO): magnesium ion homeostasis
Cellular component (GO): intracellular membrane-bounded organelle
Source: RefSeq, a predicted model, not a curated record